CUCAAUCAAUCCCAAUGAUUCAUGGCAAGCAAACCACUGCAGUAAAAAGGCACUCAAAUGGGACUUAGAAUAUACCCCAUUUCCACACUACACUCACUGCCAUCUGCAGCUCAACCAACGCUGCCAUUCUUGCUUCACUCUUCCCGGCCCUCUCCUCCAUUUCAAUGAAACUCAGUAAAUCAAUUCUUGGCCCUGUACGCGCCACCAGGAACGGUGGCGCUGUCUCUCUGUCCUUCUUCAGCCGCCGCCUCCGCCUGCGCUCCAAUGGCAGCCAAAGGUCGCCCUUUUUCAGGAAAAAGAGAGGCGGCGCUUUCGAGAACCACGAGCCCUCUUCGCCUAAAGUCACCUGCAUUGGGCAGGUGAGGGUGAAGUCCAAGAAAAAGGCGAGCCUUUCCGCAAGGCGGAUUGGAGAAGUUAGUUUCAGAAAGAUGGAGCAAUCGCAUCAGCCGCCGCAGCAAGAAUGCUUGCGCCAUAGAAAUCAGAGGUGGGUUCACCUGCCGAUCUCGUUUUGUGAGGCUUUGCGUGCGUUUGGGGCUGAAUUCAGCUGCCUGUUCGGCCCUUGCAAGAGUUCUUGUUUUUCGAACAAGGCUGAGAAGAAAAGACGGUAUGCGGAUGAGAAUGGGUGUGGAGCUGUGUUUGCGAGGUGGCUGGUGUCGGUGAACGACGCCGAGGGAGGGCAGAGGAGGGAGAUUGAGCUGGUGGUUGGCGGCGGAGGAGAUGAGGCGGAGACGGCGCAGAGAAUGACUAUGAGGAGUUCAAGGAGGCAUGUGUUUGAGGAUAUUGAAGUUAAGGAUGACAGGAUUGAAGUGAAGGGGCAAAGUCUGGAGGGCGAAGAAGAGGAAGAAGAAGCAGGCAGGGUGAGCAUUUGCAUACCCCCUAAGAACGCGCUUCUGCUGAUGAGGUGCAGAUCUGAUCCAAUGAAAAUGGCUGAUCUUGCUCAUCGAUUUAGCUGGGAUGCAAACGCUGCUCCGAGACAUGAGGAUGAGGAUUUUGAUGAGGAAAUCAGUCAUGUUGUGGGUUUAGAAGAACAAGAAGAGGAGGUACGAGGACUAUGUCAAGGUGAAGACAAGACUUUAUCUGCAGUAAAAGAAGGUAAAGAUGUUGGUGUUUCAGAGCAAGAGAUCCAAAAUGAAGCAGAACCCAACAUGGAAAUGGAAGAAAAAGAGCAAGAAUCAUUGGUAGAAGAAGAAAAAGAAGAGGUUGAGUCUAAUAUGUCUUCAUUUGAAGCACUUUUAGACCAAGAAAACGCAGAGCAGUAUGAAGAUUGCCCGAUUCAAGUAGAAGAGAGCCCAGUUCUCCGCCUGCAGUUAUCUUCACCGCAAGAAUCGGGCAAAGAAACCAUUGAAGUUGUGGCAGUACUCCCUGAAGAUGAAGCUGCAAUGCAGAAAGAAAAACAACAAGAAACAGAGGAAUCAAUCGCCACAGAAAGAGAGACGCCCUUUCUCAACAACAUUGAGCAAAAACCAGAGCCUGCAAAAACCCACCAAGAAGAUGCAAAACAAGAACAAAAAGCAAUAGAAGCGAUCAAAACCCCGGAAAAUCAAGAACUCGCCAUCAGCAAUCAAGAAACCAAGAAAGAAGAAAAGGAAAGCCCAGCAUUGCCCGAAUGCUUGCUGUUAAUGAUGCGGGAGCCUAAGCUAUCAAUGGAGGUUUCAAAGGAAACAUGGGUCUGCGGCACAGACUUCAUCAGGUGGCUGCCGGAACGGCCGCGCAAGGCGGCCAAAUCCACCAAAACCAGCGGCUGCCAUCACGAUCAGGUCAAGAAGAGGCCCACCACCAUUGAUCCCAAGCCUAAUAAGCCCAGCCUCCCACCGCCGCCAACAAAGAAGAAUGAUCUUCAGCCACCGCGGUCUUCCUGCUCUCUCCCGGCCGCGUCCAUGGCCAACAUGAUCGAGCAGAAGCUGGUGAAUGGGGGCGGCGCCCACGAACCCUCUGCGCUGACAAGAUGCAAGUCGGAGCCCAUGAGGACGGCGGCGGCGAAACUAAUGCCGGAGUCGUGUAAUGCAAGCACGAAGAUGGAGGCCCACAGGCGGGCCAGUCUCGGGGUCGGCGUCGGCGCGGCUGGAGUCGGGUUCUGAGCUGAGCUGAGCUGG
Sesamum indicum (sesame) is the source of this 2093-nucleotide messenger RNA. RefSeq lists its product as uncharacterized. The record is from RefSeq and is a predicted model, not a curated record. NCBI's taxonomy places the organism in Eukaryota, Viridiplantae, Streptophyta, Magnoliopsida, Lamiales, Pedaliaceae.